AUGCCUCCUAAAAUCAAAUCGUCUACACAGCAACAGAGACCUGCUUCUCAUGCUACAUCCCCGCCUCGUGGUGACUCUCCCUCCAGCCCGGAUGAUUUCGCUGGAGGCACUUCUUCCUCGGCCUUUAAGACCGAGCUGCUAUCGGCACUCCGGGUUGAAAUGGCACUUAUUUUCAAAACCGAACUCCAAGCAGCUCUUACUGAAAACUUGUCGAGUAUAAAGGCUGAGCUUCUGGCUGUGAAGUCGGAAUUAACUAGCAACAUUACAACCAUUCAACUGGAUGUACGCGCCCUGAAAGACACCGUGGGCGAAUUGGAGACAUCAUGCUCUACAUGCACCGACGACAUCACUACGCUACAGGCUAAGGUGGAGCAGCUGUCUGCGGACGUGAAAAGACUUGACAAUAAAUGUGAUGACCUGGAGGCCAGAUCUCACCGCAACAACUUGCGGCUGAUAGGAAUUCCAGAGGAUUUUUCCAUCUCAUCUACAGCCAUUUCAAAUUUGCUUAAGGAGGCUUUUAAAUUGGAGAAGGAGCCCUUGGUGGACCGUGCCCAUCGUACUCUCCAACCGAGACCGAAACCUGGAGAGAGACCUCGUCCUAUUGUUAUUCGUCUGCACUAUCAUUCGGACUGUGUGGACAUAUUGGGUCGAGCUAGGUCCCAGCAGCGGAUCAUGUUUGGAGAUACACGCUUCUCCGUUUUCCCUGACCACACGCCGAGGACGGCCCGGGCCCGCGCCUCCUUCAAUGAUGUCCGCCGACAGCUUCGAAUGAUCCCGGGGAUCCGAUUCGGACUGUUAUACCCAGCUCGACUCCGGGUUACACAUAAUGGUAAGGAGACUGUAUUUAAUUCACCAGAAGAGGCCGGGGCUUUCAUCAGGUCUCUCAAGACACGUGAGAACAUUGCAGAAGCACAUAACUCUGAAUAA
Menidia menidia (Atlantic silverside) is the source of this 927-nucleotide messenger RNA. The record is from the annotation of a GenBank genome assembly. NCBI's taxonomy places the organism in Eukaryota, Metazoa, Chordata, Actinopteri, Atheriniformes, Atherinopsidae.